CCGGUCUUAAGUCGAGAAAUGAAUUUUUUUCAUAACUUUUUCACAGUCAGUGUCAUCUCCAAUUGUUCCACAUGAGAUACACGUCAAGAAGAAAUUGUUCUCCGGAUUUUUCAGAGUUUUUUUCUGCUAUAGGACAUUCUACUGAAGACCUUAAUAUUAUAUGGAAUUUUUUCCAAUACUACCUAUGUUGUUCCCCAGCCCUUACAUCGUGUCAUUUAUCAAAAACUUGACUGCUUUUCGGACUUUUAGGGAUUUUUUCUAAUAGAGAUCAUCAUAAUGAGCGAAAGAUAUUUACAGUGCGUAGAGUUAUUUUGACGGAGUUUAAAUCCGGUAUUUCAUCAAUAUACGUAAUUUUUUUAAAAUAAAUUUUCUUUUGUUUCUUAUAAAUACAAUAUUCCUUAUCUUGAUGUCAAAUCAUAAAUAUUUAUCGAUUCACUACUAAGUGAUUUUGAAAUUACCAUGUUUCCAAAUUAUCAUCGUUAUUCUCAUUAGUCUUACUAUCUUUCGAAUUGAAUUCUAAGAUACCUCCGCUCUAAUGCCAUACUAUGAUGCCAUCUCUGUUUCCCAGUCAUGCUCUAACUAUUUAAAAGUCCCUUAAUACAAAAUUGAAGUUCAGUCAUUGCUUUCUCAAGUCAUUCAACUCACAUAUUUAUAAAAUAGUGCGGAAAUAAUAAUGGAGAGUCACACGUUCUUAUUGGCCUUAAUAUUGAUAAUUGUCCCGUUUGCCAGCGCAAUAAAAAUUUCCGAAGAUCCUACUGAUGACCGGCGCACAAAUUACAAGUGUCUAGAAAAUUCAGUGGUAGUUGAAUUCCAACAAAAAGCUCCGUUCGAGGUUACUUUUUCUACACUAUAUGCAUCUGAAGAUGACGAGGAUUCAGGUUGUUCGAGAACGUUUUCACAACACGAACCAGCAGUAAAAGAACUCAAAUUCAAACCAUGUGGAUUAGGAUCUCGAAAAUUUCGUGUGUACAUAGAAGAAAAAUAUAAAGAUUUAGUUAUUGAACAUCGGGUCAAUAUUGAAUGUCCUGAUUACUAUAGUCCUUAUCAAACCGUGAAAAGGUGGUUUGAUCGUUUAUUUUUUUAAUUUUUUUAAAUAUUAUAUUAAUAGGUAAUAAUAGAACUAAUUUCUGAUCAUU
Messenger RNA from Microplitis demolitor, 1136 nucleotides. RefSeq lists its product as uncharacterized. The record is from RefSeq and is a predicted model, not a curated record. Bases 674 to 1084 code for a protein of 136 amino acids. The transcript is spliced from 2 exons. Lineage: Eukaryota; Metazoa; Arthropoda; Insecta; Hymenoptera; Braconidae.